Molecule: messenger RNA, 1803 nt
Organism: Dacryopinax primogenitus
Lineage: Eukaryota; Fungi; Basidiomycota; Dacrymycetes; Dacrymycetales; Dacrymycetaceae
Product: MFS general substrate transporter
Exons: 3
Coding region: 1-1803 (600 amino acids)
Biological process (GO): transmembrane transport
Molecular function (GO): transmembrane transporter activity
Source: RefSeq, a predicted model, not a curated record
AUGGCGUCCGACGAAGGUCAAUUCGCCCCCUACCGUUUCCCUCCCCACCCAGCCUUCUCACCCACCUUUACUCAUUUCGACCGCGAUUCGAGCGAGACGAUGGUCGAGUCGCCCACUACGCCCAACCCCUUUCUGGGGAAGCGGCGGAGAUCGAGUGCCUCACAUCAUACCGCACGUAGCAAGGAGAUUGAAGAGGAGGAAACGGACCGUGAUAGUGUAGGCGACGAGCCGAGCACAUCUCGAGAAGGACAGGUGCAACCCCAAGUAGUCAGCAGGCCUGAGAAGCCCUAUUCCAUCUUCACCCGCAAAGAGAAAUGGUUCAUUGUGUUCAUGACCGCUGUGGCCGGCUUCUACUCUCCCCUCUCAGCGAAUAUCUACUUCCCCGCAAUUCCCAUUCUCUCCGAAGCGUUCCAAGAGCCCAUCGAGCUCAUCAAUGUCACCGUCACUGUGAACAUGCUCUUCCAGGGCAUAUCCCCGAUGCUCUGGGGCAGCUUAGCCGACUCCCAACACUGCGGCCGGCGCCCAGUAUAUCUGGCAUGCUUGCUGCUACUCACCCUUUCCUGCAUCGGUCUUGCCCUCACGCCCACGAGCGCCUACUGGCUGCUCGUCUUCCUCCGGUGCUUCCAAGCCGCUGGAUCGUCACCCGUGAUCGCCCUAGGAGCGGGGACGAUCGUGGACAUCGCAACGAGUGCCGAGAGAGGUGGGUUCCUGGGCUUGUUCAAUGUGGGGCCAAUGAUUGGGCCGUGUAUUGGCCCUGUGAUUGGAGGGCUGUUAGCAGACCAGAUGGGCUGGAGAUCUGUUUUCUGGUUCCUCGCCAUCGCCUCGGGCGUUGCUUUCAUCUUCGAAUACCUCCUUUUACCGGAAACACUCCGCACGAUCGUAGGCGACGGUUCAGCCCCCCCACCCAAACUGAACCGUCCCCUCAUCCCCAUCCUCGGCCGUGGUCGCAAGUCCGACCCUUCUUCUCCCGCCUCAGUGCCAGAGAAAGCUACCUCACACCACACGCCCCUCACCGUUCUCCGGCUCUUCCGCAACCCGGACCUGUGCCUCGUCCUCGUCUCCACCGCCAUCCCUUACUCCGUUUUCUACGGCGUGAUCACGACGAUGUCCCCUCUGUUCCUACAAAACUAUCCGUGGCUGACGGAGAGCGAUAUCGGCCUAUGCUACCUUGCGAACGGCGGUGGCUGCCUACUGGGGAGCUUCACGGUGGGCAAGAUGCUCGACUGGGAAUGGCAACGCGUUCGCCGUUCUUUUGCUGCGAAAGGUCAGCUAGAAGACGGCGGCAGCGGGGCAAAGGGAGGCGUUCCCGUCGAAUACGCUCGACUCCGCACCACCCCACUGUUCUGGGGCGCAGCGGCGACCUGUGUGCUAUUGUAUGGCUGGCUUACCAAGGCCAGGGUGCACAUCGGCGUGCUUCUGCUCUUCCAAUUCCUCAUCGGUUUCCUCAUAACCGCCCUGUUCAACAUCAACCAAACACUGCUCAUGGACCUGUUCCCUCAGCAUGGUGCUGGUGUCACAGCGUGCAACAAUCUUGUGCGGUGUUUGACGGGAGCGACAUUCGUCUCCAUCGAGAACUACAUCCUUGACGGCGUCGGACCAGGCUGGGGAUUCACGAUCUUUGCGGCUAUGAUCGUCGCUACAUAUCCUGCGAUGCUAGUGGAGUGGAAGCAUGGGAAGAAAUGGCGGAAGGCGCGGGAAGAGAGGGAGCAGAAGAAGGGCGUGGAGAGGGAAAAGAAGAGAGUGCAGAAGGAGAGAGAGAUCGAGAAACGGGAGGGGGAGAUGUACGAGCUUACCCAGCGGUAA